AUGGAUCAAGAAGCAUUCCGCAAACUGGUCUCGUCCUCAUCAACCAUUGCAGCGCCCUCCACAUCCUCGAACCGCUCGUUCGGUAAAACGCACCGCCGUGCACCCGCAGCUUCUACCUCAGCCACCAAACCAACCGAUCUUAAACCACACAAGCUCAAGUCCAAGUCAAAAGAGGAUGGCUAUGUUGACCGUGCAGCUGCUCGUCGAUCAGGCACACUAGCUGCUGAAUUCGAACAAGUCGAAGCGCUUCAUCAAGAUUUUGAAGCACGCAUUGCAGCAGCGGAGACAGAAGAGGAGAGACAGCGGUUGAGAGAUCAGAUCAGUAGCGUUGGCGGAGAUGCAAAGUAUUCGGUGCUUGUGAAGGGGCUUGAUUGGGGAUUACUAGCUCAGAACAAGGCCAAGUUGGAGAAGGAGGGUGGCGGCAAAGGGGAGGAAGGCGAGGGUGAAGGGGAUUUGGAGUCAGCGUAUCAAGAAGCCAAGGGAGAGAGGGUUGAAGCCGGGGCGAAGAGAAGCAGAGAGGAGAUUGUGGAAGCGAUCAAGAGACGGAGAGAGGUCAAAACUGCGGCAGCCGGAGAUGCGGAAGCGAGUGGAAGCGGGUUCCGUCCAAUCAGUUUCAAGCCGAUCGACGCAAGCGCGGACAAGAAGCAUGAGGAGGAUUCGGAGUACAAGUGGGUCAACGGAAAGCGGAUGCGAAAGAAGAAGAGGAAGCACACAAGCUCUACAGAUGAGCAAGCGAGACCACUUCCUCCCGCCGAGGAUCCGAUGCAGGCUAGCUCGAACGUCUCGGCCGCACACCAACCAGCUAAGGCACUAGCGAAGAAAGAAGAGGAGCAACAGCCAACUCCUCAACGGCCCACAGCACCGACAGUUGAAACAGAGGCCGAGCGGUCAAAUCUAGCAUCAGAGAUCCCUUCCUCACCCGUGCGUCGGACAUCUCCCGUCAGCUCGACUAGCAUCGAUGCGACAGCCGAGCUCGAGCAGCCUCCACCAGCACCAGAAGAAGACGAGUCAGAAGACGAAGACAUCUUCGCCGACGUCGGUGGCUGGGACGGUAUUCCGGAGACGAAGGAAGAAGCUGAGAAUCAGGAUAGCGAUGAGGAAGAAGGUCGCCAUUCCUCGCCUUCUUCGCCUACGCCACAUGUUGACGCAGACAUUGGCGCGAAACCGGAUCCGGCCGGAAUAGGUGCUUCAAGGACAGCUGAGCAGAAGGAUGAAGGCCCUAUUAUGCCGCUCAGAGAACCUAGCUGGUCGCCUGCGUCGACGCCUGUGGUCGCCAAAGAGCCUUCUCCACAGUCGAAUGCCAUUGCCACGCCAAUGGAUCCAACCUUAUCUGAGAUGAAACAGCCCGAGCAACCUGCCAAGACAGCUGUGGUAGAAGAGUCGACGAUCACGAAACCAAAGAAGUCCAAAUGGGAUGACUUGGACGACGACAAAGAUAGGAAGAGGAAAAAGAAGAAGAGCAAACAUCAUUGA
Messenger RNA from Ustilago hordei, 1473 nucleotides. RefSeq lists its product as uncharacterized. The record is from RefSeq and is a predicted model, not a curated record. Gene Ontology annotation, biological process: mRNA splicing, via spliceosome. Gene Ontology annotation, cellular component: nucleus. The transcript has a single exon. The coding region runs from base 1 to 1473 and encodes 490 amino acids. Lineage: Eukaryota; Fungi; Basidiomycota; Ustilaginomycetes; Ustilaginales; Ustilaginaceae.